This is a messenger RNA of Lagopus muta (rock ptarmigan), 7933 nucleotides long. RefSeq names its product solute carrier family 41 member 2 (gene SLC41A2). Gene Ontology annotation, cellular component: plasma membrane. Gene Ontology annotation, molecular function: monoatomic cation transmembrane transporter activity. Gene Ontology annotation, biological process: monoatomic cation transport. The transcript has 11 exons. The record is from RefSeq and is a predicted model, not a curated record. Bases 321 to 2042 code for a protein of 573 amino acids. NCBI's taxonomy places the organism in Eukaryota, Metazoa, Chordata, Aves, Galliformes, Phasianidae.
GCCCCUUCCGCGCCUGCUCAGUGGCGGCGUUGCUCACCUAGCCCGGAGCUGUCACCGCCGCCGGGUGGCCCCUCCCGCCCGCCGCGAUGGAGCGGGACCGCGAGCCGCCGCCGGCCUCGCCCUCGCCCAGAUCCAGAUUUGUGUAUGGAGUUAUUGAAGAUGUGAGAUCCAUUAGAAAAACUUUUUGCAUUCAAGAAAGCAUCAUUUAAAUUUAUCUGUUUUAGAAUUAUCAAGUGUGGCACUUGAUAACUCAUCUUCAAGAUUUCUUCACUGACAUCUGAAGAACAAAGUGCUUUUCCAACCUGUACUUCUGUAGCACUAUGACUAACUGUAAAGACAGAUCUAUCAUCACCAAAACAAACAGCAAAGUUCAUGACAGAGAAGGUUUUGUAAACUGGACCAUAAGUCUUAGCACAAUUCAGUCCGAUAAAUUUUUGAAUCUGCUUUUGAGUAUGGUUCCAGUUGUUUACCAAAUAAACCAGGAUGAAAGACACAAAAAAGUGAAUGGUGUUUGGCAAGAUGGAUUACAACCAGCAGGACAUAAUUAUAAUGUUAAAUCUGAGCAGCACACGGAAUAUCAUCACUUCUCGGAACAAACUUUUCAUGGUAGUAAUGGACACAGCCCUUCUAACUGUAGCCCUAAGUAUGAUGACUUUUCCAGUUAUAAUUACUGUGAUGGAAUGGACACUUCAGAAACAGAUGCAAUGUUGCAGGAAGACCAUCUGUCUAGUGACAGUAAUGAAGAUAUUAUUGUGGAGGGGAGUAGAAAGCAACCCAAGGAAUCUAGUAGUAUUAUGGCACUGCAGAUACUCGUACCUUUUUUGCUAGCAGGAUUUGGAACUGUUUCAGCUGGCAUGGUUUUGGAUAUUGUACAGCACUGGGAUGUAUUCAAGAAUGUUACUGAAGUUUUUAUCCUGGUUCCUGCUCUUCUUGGUCUCAAAGGAAAUUUGGAAAUGACCUUGGCAUCCAGGCUGUCAACUGCAGUAAAUAUUGGAAAAAUGGAUUCUCCCAUUGAGAAAUGGAACUUGAUAAUUGGCAAUUUGGCCUUAAAACAGGUUCAGGCAACAGUAGUUGGUUUUCUGGCAGCAGUGGCAGCAGUUAUAUUGGGUUGGAUUCCAGAAGGCAAAUACAGCUUCAGUCAUUCAAUCCUUCUGUGUUCUAGCAGUGUAGCAACUGCAUUCAUAGCUUCUCUUUUACAAGGAAUAAUAAUGGUUGGAGUUAUUGUUGGAUCAAAGAAGACAGGAAUUAAUCCUGACAAUGUUGCCACUCCCAUAGCAGCAAGCUUUGGAGAUCUUAUCACUCUUGCUAUUCUAGCGUGGAUAAGUCAGGGUCUUUAUGCUUGCCUUGAAACAUAUUACUAUAUAUCUCCUUUGGUUGGUGCCUUUUUUUUGGCUCUGACUCCUAUGGGGAUUGUCAUAGCUGCCAAACACCCAGCUACUAGAACUGUUCUCCAUUCAGGAUGGGAGCCUGUUAUAACUGCCAUGAUUAUAAGCAGUAUUGGUGGCCUUAUUCUGGACACAACUGUAUCUGAUCCAAACUUGGUUGGAAUUGUUGUUUAUACCCCGGUAAUCAAUGGUAUUGGUGGUAAUCUAGUAGCUAUUCAAGCUAGCAGAAUUUCUACCUACCUCCAUUUGCAUAGCAUUCCUGGAGAGCUGCCAGAAGAAGCCAAGGGUUGCUAUUAUCCAUGCAGAACCUAUUACGGUACAGGAGUAAAUAACAAAUCAGCCCAAGUCCUGCUUCUUCUGGUGAUUCCUGGUCAUCUAAUUUUCUUGUACACUAUUCAUUUAAUGAAAAGUGGCCACACUUCCUUAACUCCAAUCUUCAUAGCAGUAUAUUUGUUUGCAGCUCUGCUACAGGUGUUUACUCUGUUAUGGAUUGCUGACUGGAUGGUGCACCACUUCUGGAAAAAGGGAAAGGAUCCUGACAGUUUUUCUAUCCCUUAUCUUACUGCACUGGGAGAUCUGCUUGGAACUGCCUUAUUAGCUGUAGGUUUUCAUUUUCUAUGGCUCAUAGGUGACAGAGAUGGCGAUGUUGGAGAUUAAUUAUUUCAAUGGAUGCAAUGACUUUUCCUGAAGUACUGAGAUGAGCAAUCAUUCCACUUGAUGGUCCUCAAAAUGGUUGUUCCAUUUGGUCUAAGUAAAUCAAGUUGACACAGAUACAAAACAGCCUUAAUCAUUUUGGUUUGGAUUGGUAAAAAAGGAUGGAUCUAGGAGGAGACUUGAGGCCUUUAGACUGGAAAACAAGGUGGAUGGCUGCUAGUUGAAAACAUCUGAGCAGAAACAGUGAAGGACACAUCAACCCUUUAUCAAGUUCUACAUUUUUAAAAGAGCUGGUCUUUUAAAAGAACUGUUUCUUAUCUGUUAGUGCAAACCAAAACAAUCUCUUAAUUUCUUAUUCAGUGGUGACAAAGAGGGUAAAAAACAAUCAGUGACUUACCUUGUUUUUCUUCCCUAAUAUUAAGUGGGUAUGUGUUCUCAUCUUCCCACAGAAGUGGAUAGGAUACCACAGAUGAGUUCUCUUUCAUAGACCUGAUUAGCUGGUACGUUCUUAUCUUGCAAUUUCAGUGCUGUAACUCUGACCACUGCAGACUUGGUAUCAAUAAUAACUGCUAGAGUGAUUUGUACCCUGAUUGUUAAAAUGUUUUGUCACAAGCUUCAUGUAUGCUAAUAGAAAUAUCAUCAUUUAUAAAAUCAGGCACUUGAAAAGUGUCUGCAGGACUGAGUCCUUUUUCUUUCUGCUAAAAAAAGCAACCUAAUUAUUUUACUGAUGUAAUUUAUUAGAAGAGUGUAGUGAAGAGAGAGAAAGUGAGACUGACCUGAUCAAUAAUAAGGGAUAAGUUAUUAAAACUCCUUGUGCUGGAAAGUGUCUUUUCAUUUAGCAACUGGAAGAAACGUUGGACUAACUCAUAUUAACAGUGUUGUGAUGGCCAGUGUCCUGACUUGAAGGAAGUAUUUGGAGGUGUUGAUUCAAACACAAAUGCUUAUCCCAGACUAAAACUUGGGGGAUAGAAGAUUAUGUUGCUAUUUUAGGCACAUAGGAAGUUACAUAAACUUUUGAAAUUCCAGAGCUGUCUACAUCAUCCACUUCCAAGCAGAAACCUCCGUUCUUGCUAACAGGAUUUCUGCUUUCAAGCUCUAGAAAUAAUAUUGUUCAUUAGGAAUGACUGCUUCUGAAUGAUUUAUCUUAUUUCUAUACCACGGUAUUUCAGAUGAUGCAUUGAUCGUGAAGACUCUGGUUACCACUUAGAAAAAAGUACACUGAUUGCUCUGGUUUAUAAUCUACUGGAAAUUCCUCAUGGCAUGUGUUUUUUAAAGACUGCAGCAUACAUCAUAAAUGCAUAAUUACAUAACUCAGAUUUCAAAUGUUAUUAUCAAAAGUUUUUAAUUUUGAGAAUUAAAUUAGACAACUAAAUCCACCUAUCAGUGUAAGCUGUAAAUCUGUAAACAUUAGUCCUGGAAUUUAUGGAUAUGAAUUGUCCCUUUUAAUUCGAUGGACCUACUCAAAUGAAUUAAGUUAAUUAAAUGCAUAAGUGGUAAUGGGGCUUCUACAGAUGUUGGUCGCCUUAAACUCUGUGGAAAUUGGAAGUGUAAUUCUGCAAAUUAAACCAGCUAUUCAGUGCCUAGACAUGGAUUUAGAUGCCUGACUUAGCACUCUCAUUUUAAAGUUUUUAUUUGAGCUUUUUCUUAGAGCUAAAUGACAUAGUUGUUUGAAUGAAUCAUAUGUAUUAUGUCUUUUAUUAUGUGAAAGAUGAAAUCUUUCUAACUUCAAGUUCUCUGACUUCUCUUAGUUUCUAUUAAUGUUAUUUAAACUAGUUGUAUGUAGCAUUGCAGGAAAUACUCCUAUUAAAUUGUUUAAAAUGGACUAAAUGUUAAUUUUAUUUUUUUAAACUUAUCUGUUUAUUUUCAUUCAUGGCUGUUUGCUUUUGGUACAGACUUAGAUGCAAGAUUUUUUAUUCUGCUAGAACUGCCGUCUGUAUUAACUAAAUAAGUAUUUCAAAUGCUUUUCUCAUUUGAGUUAUUGGAUUUUAAAGCCCUUUUAAAACAGAUUGCAAGAUUCUUGACAAUUAGAAUUUCUUGAGGUACUUGUGAUCUGUACUUACAUGAUGCAUGAGGGCAUCGUGCUGUUUGGCCAGGGCAGGAUCCUUACUGUGUUCAAUAUUUUCACAGUAAAUAAGCAACAACUGGUGUUACGGCCUGCUGGCAGGUGGGUGAGUGAUCAGACUGCAGAAUUGGGAAAGAAAUGUCAAAUGGGACAAAUUCAGUGAAAUUUGAAAAGCAGAAAUACACAUCUUGAAUAAUCUGUGGCAUGGAAAGGUUUUGAUUCCUGUGUGGAAGAGGCAUCUAAAAUUAAACAUGCAGGUUUGCUAGCUCUUCUGCACAAACAUUAUGAAGGAAAGAAACCCUAAUGACCAAGUCUUGGAGGGUGUGUUACCCCAUUGCACAAUGAUAACCUGGGAGAAGGCACAAAAAAGUUGUUGUAUCCAAGAGAAUCUGUCAUCUGCUCAAAAACCCUUAGAUUAAUUUUAACUCUGGUCAAGUCUACUUUGCUACAGUAGACCACUAAUUUGAUUUUUAUGCUUACCCUAAUAUGAGUCCAUUUCUUUUCUGCACAUGUGUAAGAAAUGUUAAUAACAUUAUAUUAAAGACAGAAUAACAAGUCCCUUACGUACCAUUUAGAGCAUUCAAUUGAAAGAUAUAUCCUGAGAUGCUAUUCUGUCUCUUCUUAUCAAAACAGCUAUAUUUUAUAGUCUUGCUGAUAAAAUGAUCACUCUUUGUACUAAAAUGAAUAUUUUCCUCCCGUCUACCUGAAGAAUAUUCUUUCAUAUCUCCCUUAGUGUUUUUUUCUAGCCUAUUUAGGGCUAUGAGUGAUUUACAUCCAUUUGAUUUUUAUUUCAGCAAGUAGCAUUUUCUUUAUUUUGCUCUUAUUCAUAUUUCCUUAUUCACCUAAUUUAAGCUGCAAUUCCUCUAAAAGCUCCUCCUGCAACUUCUUGUACCAUUCCUACUCUUCUGAUGAGAUAGACCAGCCAGAAACUCCAGUUGCUUUGCCUUUAUGAGCUACUAUCUGUUACCUGAUGCUAAGUAACAGCUGGAGUGCUCCUAUGGAGUGGCCAUUCCCACUGUCUACUCUUAUUUGCUUCAGAACUGUCCAUAUGGUAAACAGAAGUAAGGGCAAGUUCUCUGAAAUGGGCACUGUUUGGCAUUUUGAAGAAUUUUGUGCCCAUCUCAGUUGUUCUAUGAGUGUGCUUGGCAGGAAAAUUUCAUUUCUUAAACUACAACUUUUUAAAGUAGCCAGGAUAGUUCCACAGCUGGAUUGUGCUGUUGGACACAGGGCAGGGUGUGUGUUUUAACCUAUUUAGAUCAACAUUUUGAGUUUUUCAGCAUCACUGUACGUCUUGCAUUAAUCUGAGAGGUUUAAAUUUGUGAUCUCCUCUUUCAUUCCAGUGUUGAAUGCACUAAUUUCUCUGGGGCUUUUAGAAUGUUGAUGAUGGAAAAACUGGUGAGCAGCAAAUUAAUUGCAAUUCUUUUUACGAUUUGCCAACUAAAUUAGACUUUUCUUAUACAAAAAUUAAAAUGGCAUGAGGAUUAAUGCCUUAUAAAUGCAGUCUAGUUUGAAGAAUCAGGCCUCAAAAUAAGGCUUAUGAUCUUCUUAAUGGAUUUGCUAUUUGGCUUCAGUUCCGAGUAUCAUGUGAGUAAUGCAGAAUACACACAUUAGGAAGCACUAGUGAAAUAGAGUGUUUGAAAUCCGUUCUUAUAGUAACAUUGCUAUUGUAAAGUGGGUAGUCUCUUUAGUGAAGCAGAAAAUAGCAAUAGAAUAUGCUAAUUAAAUUACAAACUGCUAAGAGAAGAGCACAGUGAUGCUCAAAAGCACUACUGAAGGUAUCAGAAGUCUCCAGUAGGAUUUUUCUUUUCGGCUAGGUUGUUCUGUGAUCUCUAAUCCAUUCCUAACCAAGUCAGUCUGUUCCUCUGUUACCUUUUGGAUCAUCAUUUUCCCAUAUGUACUCUACAUCAGCUUUCAAUAUAUGGAGGCUGGGAGAAAUAGCUAGUAGAGACGUGUUUUAUCAUUAAAGCAUCAUUCUCAUACUCGCUGCAGAAAAGGUUUGUGUUGAAUUCAAUGGAAAUUUGAUCAUGUCAUGCAAGAUACUCUAGAAAAUCCUGAUUUAACAGAUCACGAGUAAUACAUGAUUAAAGCUGAGAACCAAAAUGUUUAAUAAGUAUGUAAAAUUACCAUAUUUUCUGUGGGUACCCAAGAGCAGUAGUGUGUCUCUUCAGUCAUUCAGCACUGUAAGGCUUAGAGGACAGUGAGUUUCUCAAGUGGAAAUAAAACUGUACCCCCAUUCCGGAUGGGCUUUACUUUCUCUGCAGUUAAAAAUUUAAUUUGAUUUCAGCCCUGCUAGUUGUUCACAUAAUAUGCAGGAGAGUUCAUCAUAUGCUCUAUUUACACUUCUAUUUCUAAUCUCUGACCAUUCCUGAAACUUGCUGCUUCUUUUAUUUCACCAGCCUCUUCAUGUGAUUGAACAUUCUUCAGAUUGCUCUGUCGAGGGUUUGUUCCCUCCACAAGACUCGAUAAAAGUCUUGAGAGGCCCAGGAAGUGCUUUCCUUCAAUAAUUUUAAAUCUCUUUACUAGUGAAGGAAGUUACUGAAUGAAUUAUUUGCUAGACAUCUUUGGGAAUAAUCGACUUCUUAGUAGUGCCUUGAAAUUUAAUAUCUACAAGUUCUCUGAUCUAUAUUACAAGUUUUACUGUGAGCAAGGACUAAGAAAGAUUUGUCAGUUCACUCAUAUUUUCUGGUGUCUACUGGUUUUGAUUAAUGAAGUUGUUGCCGUGUUCUGGCUGAAGUAGAACAGCAUUCUAGUAAUAUCGACAUUCUAAAUGUUUUUCCAAAAAUGAUGAUCAAUAACACUUGCACAAAGUCAGUUUAUAUUUGGAAAGCAAUCAUCCAGUAGGCUGCUUUCCUGAGAAUCCUCUUGCUAUGGCUGCCUUUACAUCAUGCAUAGCUGUAUUUUCCAAUUUCAGUUUGAAGCAAGUAUUUGUCCCUGUGUUGACACAACCAAUUUUUUUUCUCUCUCUUGGCGUAUCCAAAGUUCUGGAGUAAUGUCAGAUGUUUCAUUUCAAUUGUUCUGAGUACUAAGCCAGUUUUUACUCAGUAAAGUUUUACUAAGUGAAAAUAUAGACGUAUCCUAUUAAUUCUAGUUCUAGAGAGAUGGAUGGUAGCUUUCAUUUAGCAUGGAAGUCUAUCUCUGGAAUUGGUUGAUUUUCCAAAAUAGAAGUUAGCUCUUUGAACUUGAUUACAUCAGUGAUCUGAGGACAACUCAAGUACCAAGAUUAUCUGAAUUCAUUGCAAAAGGGUAUGCAACAAUCAUUGCAAAAAUGAUUUGGAGAUGCAAGUCAAUUGUAUUUAUCUAAUGUUUAAAGAACAGCUGAUCACUCUUCCUUCUGUUUCCCAUUUGAGAUCUCAACUACUUAGACUCUUACUGCUUUUUUGCCCUAAAUGCUGUGGAAACUGUGGUCCUCCUCUGGAGUGAAAGACGUUGAGGCCUUUAAAAGCGAACAAACAAAACCCUACCAAAAAGCCCUGCUUGCUAUUUAUACAAAAUGAAAGAUUUAAAAUGCUUGAAUUCAAAUACUGAAAAACACUCUCAUUCCUACGUUUAAUUUUCAGCUGGCCUUUGCUUGUAGUUGAAAGCAGAUUAAAUUUUUGAAGACUUUUUAUAAAUCACUGUAAGACAACCAUGCCAAAAAAACAUGAAACCUGGCUCAUCUAGAUGCCAUGUCUGGUUAUGUAUGAUGUGCAUGAGACUGAAAUGAUCGGUGACAAUGUUGGCCUCUUAGGGAGAACUACCUUGCGUAGAGCAAAGCUUGACUGUAGAAUCUUGGCAUGAAACUGAGUAUGGCACUAGAUAGGAUUGGCACUAUAAUCAAUAUGCAGUACUUCAC